Molecule: messenger RNA, 684 nt
Organism: Macrosiphum euphorbiae (potato aphid)
Lineage: Eukaryota; Metazoa; Arthropoda; Insecta; Hemiptera; Aphididae
Source: the annotation of a GenBank genome assembly
AUGUGCUAUACGACGAUUUCCGGUACCGACGACGAAGAAAACAUGGAAGAGAUCUCUUCGACAUCUCCACCGCCGACAAACUCCAAGAAAACCGGAAAACUACACAUCGAGCCCCGGAAGAUCCGAAAGCCGUUGAUGGAGAAAAAGCGACGGGCAAGAAUAAAUCAGAGCCUGGACGAACUUAAACGAAUCGUUGUGGACGCCGAGAAAUUCGCCGGACAAGACCUCUCCAGAGUGAACAAACUGGAAAAAGCCGAUAUCCUGGAGAUGACGGUCAGAUACCUGAAGCGGAAGUCGACGGCCUCGGCUCCGUCACCGCCACCGCCCGGACCGGAAGUAUACGCGGCCGGAUACAGGCGGUGCAUAGGACAGGUCCAAGAGCUGUUGGCCGAACAGUGGACGGACGAGCUGCGACUAAUGUCCGGUCAAAGGAUGAUCGAACACUUGGAGUCGUGCGCUAGGAGGCUGAACAACGCGCCGGCGAACCGAUUGUCGUCUUCAUCUUCUCCUUCGGACCAACAGCCGAACACCAAAGUCACCGUCAUGAGCAAUAAUAACGUUUGCUCGUCUUCGUCAUCUUGCUCAUCCGACGAAGACGAUAGCGGUGCAGCGACGGAGGAUCGUACCGCGACGGAGUUACGCCGAGACGCCACCCCCGCAAAGUUGAUGUGGAGGCCUUGGUAG